AUUAUUAUUAUUAGCUGCAGGGUGUAUGUUUUCCCUAGUCUCCGAUUGGCUUCCAAACAGCUGGAGCCUUUUGAUAAUAUUUAUUGGCAGCCACCUGCUAACAGCUGCCUCACAACACCUGGCUGUGUUCUAACUGAAAGGGAGGAACAGCUGCUGAAGAAUCUAGCAGGUGAAGAGGCUGGCCUGUCUUUCUCUUUCCUCCUGACGUCAAAGGACACCCAGUGGAUGGGAAUAUCGACCGCUGCCCAUCUGAAGGUCCGCAGCUUAAUCUUUGCCCUGUUCUUCUUGAGGAGCUUUUGCCAAGGCCUAAAUCCAGGAGUCUGUCUCUAUAGAAACUACCAUUGUGCUUGUGUGCUGGAGGAUGGCUGGACCCCUCCUUUCCAGAUGUCCACUUCGAUUAUUAGCCAUGGGGCUGCUAGCAAUGACUUUUUGUGCCAGCUCUAUGGAAACCGAAAAACAUGGAAACAGAAGGAGCCAGGAGAAGAAAUCCCGAUGGAAUGACUCUCUCACGGGACAAAGAACAAGCAGCCCUCCCUUGUCAUCAUCCAAUGACCCGGAAACUGCUGCAGGAAAGAUUCGCAGGGAUGAAUCCCGGGCUGCUUGGAUGCUUCUUAUGAACAACGGGGUGAACAAUAAAAAAAGAAGCCAAAAUAAAGCCAAAAAGUUCAAGUUUGGCAUUCCAGGACCCCCUGGUCCACCAGGACCCCCUGGAGCCUUAAUCACCCAGGAGGAGCUGCUGAGAGAAUUCAGAUUGCUGCUUAAAGGUGUAAUCAGGGAACGGGAAAGGAUCAGUCAGAAAUCCUGUGACAACUGCCAAGAAGAAGAUAACAGGUCCAGAGGAGAAGACAACUUUCUGGCCCAGAUUAGUGGACCACUUCUAGAAAGCAGGGAGCAUGGGCGAGUGCAGGCAGCUUUCCAUUGUCGGACCCGGAGAAACAUUUCAAUUGAACGGCGGUCAUUGCAAGAGCUUCAGUUCUAUUACAUACCUAAAAAAGAAGAGAUGUUCCACCGUGGCCUAGGGCUAAACCUUAACAAUGGACAAUACAUAGCACCUUUCAGUGGAUACUACAUCUUCACUGCCACAUUGCAUAUUGUUCCAGAGGUUCAGCAAAAGAAGAACCAGCCCCGCACCCGCGAACGCCUGCGCUUGCUGAUCUGCGUUGAGUCCCUCUGCCGACAGAACAUUUCUCUGGAAACAGUGAGCAGGUUGGACAGAAACAACGAACAUUUCACAAUUUCAAUCCAUGGAAUUCUAUUCCUGCAGGCUGGCCAGUAUGCUUCAGUUUUUGUAGACAAUGCAACAGGAUCCACCCUCACUGUUCGAAGUGGGUCUGACUUUGGUGCUGUCCUCUUGGGCAUCUGAUUGG
Lacerta agilis (Sand lizard) is the source of this 1367-nucleotide messenger RNA. It is a transcript of the gene ERFE, whose product is annotated as erythroferrone. Gene Ontology annotation, biological process: positive regulation of insulin receptor signaling pathway; positive regulation of D-glucose import across plasma membrane; negative regulation of gluconeogenesis. The transcript is spliced from 9 exons. The coding region runs from base 362 to 1363 and encodes 333 amino acids. The record is from RefSeq and is a predicted model, not a curated record. Gene Ontology annotation, molecular function: hormone activity. NCBI's taxonomy places the organism in Eukaryota, Metazoa, Chordata, Lepidosauria, Squamata, Lacertidae.